CGCCAACAGAAAUCGCUAGUCGGAAUAAAGACGCUGAAUCGUACAGACCACGGGUUACUAUACCUACCCCACAGGUGUCUCUAAUGAGGUUUUCCACCUGAAAGAGUUUCACGUUUUUUUAGAAACACUUUUGGAAAAACUACUGAUUUCAAAAAGGUAACAUAGAGACAAGUUUAAAGAGAUUUUUAAACUUUCCCAUCAAUCAAUUCAAUUAUUACUAUGGUGUCUAUUUACUCAUCGUUCAAGAGGAAACGAAAAACCAUCCACCUUAUCCCUGCACACACUUUUAUUGCAUUUUCAAAGGGGGCUGGAAUAUAAUUAUAAUGCACAAGUAAAUAUGUAUACUUGUGCAACAAUAAAUCAACCUUGCAUUAGGUUAAAUUGUUAAUGAAGAUCUACCCUCGUGAUAAUUCAUUAUAAGAAUGCCUCCAAGUUCAAAUUUUAAAAAAUGGAUCACAGGAUUCGGUGCAAUAGGUGGUGCAAUGCUUUUUUAUCCAAACGAUAAUCAUAAUUCAUGGAUAACACCUCCUUUAUGGCAAAACAAAUGGGAUCAUAAUUGGGAUAGGCGUCAUUCAGAAUGGUCAAAAAUGACAAAACGGGAUGUAGAAUCUGAUAAACAAAUAUAUGGAGAGACAUUAGUAAAGAAAAAUGCAGAUAUCAAAUAUAACAUAAUUUUAGUUCGUCAUGGGCAAUAUAAUAUAGAAGGCAAAACAGAUUUAGAUAGAACACUUACAACUCUUGGUAGGCAACAAGCUGAAGCCACAGGAAAAAGAUUACAAGAAUUAAAAUUGCCAUAUGAUUUAAUUGUACAAUCAACAAUAGUUCGAGCUAAGGAAACAGCACAGAUUAUAAAAAACUAUCUUAGAGAUGUAACAGUUAAAGAAGAUUCAGGUCUUACAGAGGGUAUGCCAAUUCCACCUGAUCCACCAAUUAAUUUUUGGAAAUCUGAUGUAAAUUUUUAUGAAGAUGGACCUAGAAUAGAAGCUGCAUUUAGGAAAUACUUUCAUCGUCCGGAUCCUAAUCAAAAGAAAGAUUCUUACAUUAUUCUUGUUUGCCAUGCAAAUGUUAUUAGAUAUUUUGUAUGCCGAGCAUUGCAGUUUCCACCUCAGGGUUGGUUACGUCUCAGUUUGAAUCACGCGAGUAUUACAUGGAUAUCUAUUCGUCCUAAUGGGAGAGUAACGUUAAGGAAUUUAGGAAACCAAAGUGUUAACAAUGAUUAACAAACAGUACAUAAACCAAUAGCAUUUUACAUGUUUAUACAACAAGGAACAUCCAUAUAAGAAAUAAUGUAAAUCACAACUUGAUACAGCAUCCAACUCAAUUCAGCUCACCAUUGACUACAUCGGUUUAUUUAUGGCAAUGACUACCGAUACAAACGACUGGACAUGCCCUAUUGAGGGAUCAUGAUUUAUGGGGUCCCAAACACCCCCAGAUGAAAUUAAACCUGCAUGCAGAGAAUAUGUACAGCCGGUAUGAUAGUCCUACCUGUUUUAUCAGUCCCUCCUUUGUCGGACCACAGACGUCAACAAGGUAAAACAGACCACAAAUUUACUUUCUCGUUUUUUCUGUAGGGCGCAAUUCGUUGUGCGUCGACCGAACCGUCGAUAGGCCCAUUUUUGCCGGUAAUGUCACCUCGCUGCAUUACCUGUGUCUACCUGUGUACCUGUGUACUUAUACAUAUAGCUAUCGUAGCUAUAUCACAACAUUCCAUACAUUCCUGCAACUCGUAUAUGCCGGCAUUCCUUAUACCUCGACAUCCCUUACAUCUCUGUACCCUUUAUCACUGCAUCUCUUACAUGUGUGCAUCCUUAACUUCCCUGCAUCCCUUAUACCACUACAUUCCCCCUCUAUUCCUGCAACUCGUAUAUGCCGGCAUUCCUUAUACCUCGGCAUCCCUUACAUCUCUGUACCCUUUAUCACUGCAUCUCUUACAUGUGUGCAUCCUUAACAUCCCUGCAUCCCUUAUAUCACUACAUUCCCCCUCUAUUCCUGCAUCUCGUAUAUACCAGCAUUCCUUAUACCUUGGCAUCCCUUACACUUUUGCAUCCCUUACAUCUCUGUACCCUUUAUAUCUCUGUAUCCAGUCCACUCCUGAAUUCUCCGUGCAUCUCUUGUAUCCUUUCAACCCUUAUAAUAAAUAUAUUAUAAAUAAUAUACUUAUGGCCGCUGGUUCGAGUAAAGGUCAGUAAAGGUAAGUAAAGGUAAGUAAAGGUAAGUAAAGG
Messenger RNA from Osmia lignaria (orchard mason bee), 2222 nucleotides. RefSeq names its product serine/threonine-protein phosphatase PGAM5, mitochondrial. Gene Ontology annotation, molecular function: protein serine/threonine phosphatase activity. The record is from RefSeq and is a predicted model, not a curated record. Gene Ontology annotation, cellular component: mitochondrion. Lineage: Eukaryota; Metazoa; Arthropoda; Insecta; Hymenoptera; Megachilidae. Gene Ontology annotation, biological process: peptidyl-threonine dephosphorylation; positive regulation of mitochondrial fission.